AUGGCGACUGACGGAGUGCGCCGAUCUGGCCGUGCUCGCAAGGCGGUCACAACCUAUGCCGAUGAGCAAGCAGAAGACAUUCUUGCCACCAAGGUUCCUGUCUCCAAGUCUACAAAGGCACCCAAAGUCACAAAACAAAAGCCUUCACCGGGCGAUGGCGAAUCUGCCGUUCUGUCAGACUCUCCUGAACCACCUGCCAAGAGGACCAAAACUGCAAAGCAAGCAGACAAGGACGAUGCAACCUUCGACACUAGCGAUACUUCCUCGCCCGUGGCGAAGAAAGCGAGCAAGAAGUCUAAGACCAAACGUAAGAAAGGUGACCCGCCACCACUCGACGAGCAGGUUCGCCAGGGCUUUCACUCCAAGAUUUAUCCUCAGACCAAGAAGAUCACUCUCCAAGAAAAGGGCUGGCAUGGCGAAGCUGCCGAAUUUCGCAUCGAGCGUGCCAGAUCCAAGACCCAACCACUCCUGCCUGGCCAGCAAGAGAAACGUCUUCGCAGUUUCGUCGAAGUCCCCGGUGACGAGUACGAGACCUUCCUGCAUCGAGCCACUACCCAGAAGAUGUUCGUUCUCAACCGCGAGCGCUUCUUCGAAGACGACUGCCAUGCUGGCCACGACGACUGCCCAUCCGAGGUCCUCAAGAUGGCUGGGUCAAGGGGAGACGUCUAUACCAUCACCAUUUCGCACUUGCUGAGCUGCAGUUGUCCAGUCGCCCUCUUCACCAGGGAUGGCAAGCAGAGGUGUUGCAAGCACCUGAUCUAUGUCUUGCACAACGUUCUUGAGGCUCCAGACAGGCUCAAGUACCAGAACGCCUUCCUCACAUCUGAGCUGCGUGAGAUCUUCGACAAUGCUCCGCCACUUCCAUCCGAGAUCGGAGACAAGGUGGAGGAUGCCGAUGCUGGCAAUCGCAAGCCGCUUGAUGAUGAUUGUCCUAUCUGCUCGCUUGAACUGGAGGGCGAGGCCACAGUCUGGUGCAAGACAUGCGGUUACAGCCUGCAUCAGGUUUGCUUCAAGCAGUGGGCUAAAGUCAAGGCUCGCAACGUGACUUGUGUCUUCUGCCGCGCGGAGUGGCAAGAUGACGACGGCGGUGGUAAGCAGAAGGUGAUCACACAGGAUGUUGCCAUUUCCGCUCAGCGUUCUGCUAGUGGUUACCAGAACGUUCGCCACCUUCUCGAGCAGCAGUACGAUUGA
Molecule: messenger RNA, 1191 nt
Organism: Recurvomyces mirabilis
Lineage: Eukaryota; Fungi; Ascomycota; Dothideomycetes; Mycosphaerellales; Teratosphaeriaceae
Exons: 1
Coding region: 1-1191 (396 amino acids)
Molecular function (GO): zinc ion binding; ubiquitin protein ligase activity
Source: RefSeq, a predicted model, not a curated record